This is a messenger RNA of Cynara cardunculus var. scolymus (artichoke), 3459 nucleotides long. Its product is annotated as probable RNA-dependent RNA polymerase 1. The record is from RefSeq and is a predicted model, not a curated record. The transcript is spliced from 5 exons. Gene Ontology annotation, molecular function: RNA-directed RNA polymerase activity. Gene Ontology annotation, biological process: siRNA processing. Gene Ontology annotation, cellular component: nuclear RNA-directed RNA polymerase complex. Lineage: Eukaryota; Viridiplantae; Streptophyta; Magnoliopsida; Asterales; Asteraceae.
AUGAGUCAAGAAGUAUGUCAAAAUUUGGAAUGGAGAUUGUACAGUUCUCCCAGACCCUGGGAUCUACUGGGCCAGUUUGGUUUGGACCUGGCUAGUCGUAAGCGUUUGUGGUACGGUCCAUCUUAUUUGAAGGCUUGGGAAUUGGAUACUGACAUUGUUCAAAAGCCUAGGCAUUUUGCCUUGGACAUGGAUGGUAUAACCCUUCAUUUUGGUUGCCAGGUUUCAAAGGAGACUUUGCAAGUGCUCUGUAAAAUGCGAAAUUCAGUAGUGAAAUUUGGGUUUGGACUAAGGAGGUUAUACUUUAAUGUCUCUAUUAUUUUGUAGCUAUAUGGUGCCCCUCGAAUUUCUCAGAAAGUUGAAGACAACAUUUUUAACUAUUAUAGGGAAAUUCCUGAUGAUCAGUGGGUUAGGGCAACUGACUUUUCUCCAUCUUUCUCCAUUGGACAAUCUUCUCAUCUAUGUUUGGAGCUUUCCCAUGGUGUUGAAAUCCCAAACCUUGGUCGCUACUUUCCAUAUUAUGAAGAAAGUAAUCGUCCAUUUAACUUGGUGACUGGUCAUAGUUUUUCUCAGAAUUUGGAUCUAGUUCCGAUAGUGGGUCCUGCCCGGGGUUCAAAUCUGCCAUAUAAAAUAAUUUUUAAGGUCUGCUCCUUGGUUCAGCAUGGUUGCAUCCCGGGGCCAGUUCUUGAUGCUAAUUUCUUUGAGUUGUUGGAUCCAGCAAGAAGAGACAUUGCCUCCAUUGAUUAUGUUCUGGAUAAACUCUUAUAUCAAAAAGAUUGUAUUUAUGAUCCUGUAAGGUGGAUAACCCAGGAAUACAGAAGAAACAAUAGGUUAAGGACGCCGACUAUCUCAUUAGAUGCUGGUCUUGUAUAUGUCAGGAGGGUUCAAAUUACACCAUCAAAGGUGUAUUUCUGUGGGCCAGAGGUUAAUGUGUCUAAUCGUGUUUUACGUAAUUUUGCAACAUAUAUUGAUGAUUUUCUUCGUGUAUCAUUUCUUGAUGAGGAACUGGAGAAGCUGUAUUCAACAGAUUUGGCCCCUCGUGCCACUAAUCGAAGUGAGGAAAGCAGAACUGGCAUUUAUAAAAGGAUUUUGUCAAUUCUUAGGGAUGGCAUAGUUAUCGGCCGUAAGAAGUUCGAAUUUCUUGCUUUCUCAUCAAGUCAGUUACGGGAUAAUUCCGCAUGGAUGUUUGCUUCAAGUAAUAYACUUACUGCUGCUGAUAUAAGGGAGUGGAUGGGYAAGUUUAAUAGUAUAAAAAACGUUGCCAAAUAYGCUGCUAGGCUUGGUCAAUCUUUUGGUUCAUCAAAGGAAAGCUUAARUGUUGCACCGUAUGAAGUUGAAAAAAUUCCUGAUAUAGAAGUUGUUAGAGGCGGUACYAAAUAUGUUUUUUCUGAUGGAAUUGGGAAAAUAUCUSYUGAAUUUGCUAGCMGUGUUUCCMUUAAAUGUGGCUAUGACUUUAUUCCAUCCGCCUUUCAAAUUCGUUAUGGUGGRUACAAGGGUGUCGUGGCUAUAGAUCCAACCUCAUCAAAGAAAUUGUCRUUGAGAACGAGCAUGUGCAAGUUUGACUCAGACAACACAAAGUUAGAUGUUCUUGCAAUAAGCAAGUAUCAACCUUGCUAUAUGAAUCGACAGAUCAUAACUCUUCUUUCUACCCUUGGGGUUAGGGAUCACGUCUUUGAGAAGAAGCAAAAAGAAGCAGUAGACCUACUCGAUGCUAUCUUAAGGGAGCCGAUGAAGGCAGAAGAGGCAUUAGAGUUGAUGUCUCCUGGAGAGAACACCAACAUUCUCAAGGAAAUGUUGGCGUGUGGAUAUAAGCCUAAUGCUGAACCAUUUCUCUCAAUGAUGCUGCAAGUUUUUCGUGCAACAAAGUUGUUGGAAUUGCGUACUAAAACGAGRRUAUUUGUUCCUAGGGGAAGAKCAAUGAUGGGAUGCCUGGAUGAAACCCGAACACUUGAAUAUGGGGAAGUAUUUGURCAAUUUUCUGGUUCAAGAAGAAGGGUUCUGGGUGAUGAUUUCAGUGGAGGCAGCUCAAACAGUUGCAGAAUUGUUACUGGGAAAGUCGUGGUUGCUAAAAACCCAUGUUUGCAUCCUGGUGAUGUACGAGUCUUGACGGCUGUUGACGUUCCACGAUUGCGCCAUAUGGUGGAUUGUGUUGUUUUUCCACAGAAAGGACACAGGCCUCAUCCAAAUGAAUGCUCAGGAAGUGAUUUGGAUGGAGAUAUUUACUUUGUCUGUUGGGACCCUGAUCUAAUUCCGCCUAGGCAAAUCGAACCAAUGGAUUAUACUCCAGCACCGAGUAUGGAACUGGAUCACGAUGUUACUAUUGAGGAAGUCGAAGAGUAUUUCACGAACUAUAUAGUCAAUGACAGCUUAGGAAUCAUUGCGAAUGCCCACACAGUCUUUGCAGACAGGGAACCCACGAAAGCAAUGGCCGAACCUUGUGUAGAGCUUGCAAAGCUGUUCUCAAUUGCUGUGGAUUUCCCAAAGACCGGGGUUCCCGCGGUGAUACCGGCAAAUCUCCGGGUGAAGGAGUAUCCGGAUUUCAUGGAAAAGCCCAAUAAAACCACGUAUGAAUCACAAAAUGUGAUCGGGAAGCUCUUCCGGGGAGUGAAAGACAUCUCUCCACAAGAUAGUCCCGUCAGUCCGUUUACGAGGGUCGUGGCAUUUCAAACAUAUGAUGCUGAAAUGGAAGUACACGGCUUUGAAGAAUACGUCGAUGAAGCAUUUGAUUUCAAAACCGAAUAUGAUUACAAGUUGGGUAAUCUGAUGGAUUACUACGGCAUCAAGACCGAAGCCGAACUACUCAGUGGGAGUAUCAUGAAAAUGUCGAGAUCUUUCGACAGGCGGAACGAUGCUGAAGUGGUCGGUUUAGCCGUGAAGUCCUUGAGGAAGGAAGCUAGGAAAUGGUUUAGGAGUGGAAGAGGAGAAUCAGAUGCUGAACAUGACGAUGUUUAUGCAAAAGCAUCGGCUUGGUAUCAUGUCACGUAUCAUCCUGAUUACUGGGGUCGAUACAAUGAGGAUAUGACACGAGAUCAUUUCCUGAGUUUCCCGUGGUGCGUUCACGACAAACUCAUCGAAAUCAAGAAACGCAGAUCAAAAAUCAGACGGUAUUCCAAUAUUGGUUCGCUUCAACAGCAGUUCAUCAAUAAACUAUUUUUGAAAGGCAAAAAGGAAGGAAAAGGAAGAGAGCUUCGGCAUGGCCAUCACCCUCACCAAGCCAGUUCCUCAAUAAACUGACUCUUCUGUGAGUACGGUUCUUCGAGUUCUAUGAAACUCGAUCCAUGUGGUGUACUGUCGUUUUAAGUUCUAUGUAACAAGCUACGUUUCGGCUUGGUUAAUCUAUCUGUACAUAAUCACGCUAGUUUGGUAUUGUUUCUUUCCGGAUUGUGUUUGCUUUAAGUUAGGGUUUAAUGUGAAAAUUGUGAUUGCUGAUUACUGUUUAUAAUCUAUUGGAUUUGGUCUAAA